AUGGAUAACAAGUCAGUCAGUUUGAGCACUAGUCCGCCCCGGGUCGUCGGCGGCGGCGGCUCCGGCGCCGUGGACCAUGAACUGGUUAUCACGUCCACUUUCGGGACGCUGCUGUCCGUGGUGUAUAUCAUCGGCGUGUCGGGAAACGUGCACACUCUGGUGGUGAUGUGUCACUCGAUCCGUUUCGCGACCUCCAUGUACAUCUCCAUCAUCAACCUGGCUCUGGCGGACUUGCUCUAUCUCUCCACCAUCCCGUUCGUGGUGGCCACGUACUUCCUGAAGGACUGGUACUUCGGGGACGUGGGAUGCCGCAUCCUCCUCAGCCUGGACCUCCUCACCAUGCACGCCAGCAUCUUCACUCUCACCGUCAUGUGCACGGAGCGCUACCUGGCCGUCACCAAGCCGCUGGACACGGUCCGACGCUCCAAGAAUUACCGCAAAGCCCUCGCCUGGGGGGUCUGGCUCCUUUCCCUCUUCCUCACCUUACCGAUGAUGAUCAUGGUCACCCAGACCACCAAGAGCACCCCGGAAGGCGGGGUGAAGAGAAUGUGUGCGCCCACCUGGGCACCGCUGGCCUACAAAGUGUACGUGACCGUGCUGUUUGGCACCAGCAUCAUGGCACCGGGGCUCAUCAUCGGCUACCUGUACAUCAAGUUGGCCCGCACCUACUUAGAGUCCCAGCGGAACUCGGUCAUCAACAAGGGCAGCAAGCGCUCACCCAAGCAGAAAGUUUUGAUCAUGAUUUUCACCAUCGUGCUGGUGUUCUGGGCGUGUUUUCUGCCGUUUUGGAUCUGGCAGCUGCUGCCCCUGUACCACACCAAACCCCUGAGCCUGGCCUCGCAAACGCACACCUGCAUCAACUACCUGGUGGCGAGCCUCACCUACAGCAACAGCUGCAUUAACCCCUUCCUCUACACGCUCCUCACCAAGAACUACCGGGAGUACCUGAAAAACAGACACAAGAGUUUCUACCGUUACACGUCCUCGUUUAAGCAGCGGCCGCCCAGCCUGUACUCGUGGGGCAAGUCGGCGUCCUCCAGCAAUCAGUUCGAGUUCAACUCGGACACCCUGGCGAUGGGGACGCUCAAGUGACAGCUGGAGGAAGGGAACGAAUCGGCAGCUGUCAAGAGGGCUUCUCCAGGCUAGCAGGCGGUUGGCAUCGCCCCCCGGCGCGGCUCAAGGCAGGGCGGGGUCGGAGAUGGCGUGCGCGGGGUCACAGGUGAACGACACGGUGAUGGCGUACCGCGUGCCCCA
Lampris incognitus (smalleye Pacific opah) is the source of this 1254-nucleotide messenger RNA. RefSeq names its product urotensin-2 receptor. Gene Ontology annotation, cellular component: membrane. Lineage: Eukaryota; Metazoa; Chordata; Actinopteri; Lampriformes; Lampridae. The coding region runs from base 1 to 1092 and encodes 363 amino acids. Gene Ontology annotation, biological process: regulation of blood pressure; neuropeptide signaling pathway; blood vessel diameter maintenance. The record is from RefSeq and is a predicted model, not a curated record. Gene Ontology annotation, molecular function: urotensin II receptor activity. The transcript is spliced from 2 exons.